AUGAGCGACCUCGUGAAACGUGUCGCUUCCGUUCGAGAUUUUCCACAGCGCUAUUUGGAAGUAACCAAAGACCUUGACGCGCAUCUAGGAGAGUUCAUCAUCAUUCGAGCGAAGCCCGACGCUCCUCUGUAUAUCUUCCCCGAUCACUGGGAAGAUGUCGUUAAGCCCGGAUGGGAGGUCAUGAUCAACGUUCUGGGCUUGCUGCCGACUGUACUUUUGCCAGAGGCAGGCCGGAAUGGACCUCUAUACCCACCCCCACCCCCACCCCCACCCCCACCCCCAUCCCAGCCCCUGCUUGCACCCCCACCGACAACCGGCAGCGAGCAGCCUAUAGUCGAUGUAUCCUACGUCGUGGACUUCUACGAAAUGAUCCGUUCAAAUUACAGCAAAGUUUGGACAGAGCGUUCCAGUGAUCCAAUUACCAAAAAUCUUUCCAAGAAGAGCAACAUGGCUGCUUCAAUCUUGGAGGAGGUCCGGAAGGUCUACCGCGGUAACAAGAUGUCAUCCGUCAGAGAGAACUCCGAAAUUGAAGCCACCGACAUUGUUUCUUCUCCUACCCUCUAUGUGCGGUCCAAAAUGCUACUCAACGCUCUCAAGGCGGUCAUAGAGUUUCAGUCGAUAGUUCCAGGACGUGUGACAGUAGUACCGGGCUGGACCGAGAAGAAUGAAGAGGCGAGCCUGGACGAAGGAGUAUUUGUCUACCCUUUCCAGGAUCUUUACCACUGCAAGGAUGACUUGCUUGCCUAUCAAGGUCGACUCGACUCGGAAGAACGACACACCACCGACUACAAUCACACGUGCAAGCAACACAUCGACGUUCUUGUUCAAUACCUGUACGCUCAGGAGGGCAUGAACUUGAAAGAAGUGGAGGGCCUAUUUUCCGCGGGAAAGACAACGUUCAACUGCUACUGGUUGCUACUGAAACCCGGGAGAGAUGUCUAUGUCCGGGACGAAAGAGAUCAGCUCAAUGCCUAUGUCAUCGAGACAGUGAUAGGAGGUCCAGGCGUAAUUUCAGGCCGACAAUGGGCCGAAGCCUACACGUUGUUGGUUUGGAACAUGGAGUUCAAUGGAGAGCGCCUGAGCCGAUCUACCGAAACAGUCACCGUUCCCAUCUUCAGCGGCGAGCGUGAGAUCCACACCUUACCUGUCUUCCCCACUGACAAUCACAAGGACGACGAAUGUGGAGAAUCCCUAGAAGAGAGCCUCUUCAAGCGUGGGCAAACUUACGUCGAGGUGGUUCGCUCGCCAAGCUUUCAAGAGUACACAGGAACGAGCCACUUGCUGUCUGCUCGGAUGUAUGAUCGAGUAAGAGUGAUUACUGACCACAAAAAUCAACCCUGGAAACUUCCAUCUAUCGAGGAGGUAGGAGGGCAUCAACCUUGCAGUCAGGAGGCGCCUACGAGAGGCCCGGGGCACCCACGUCAGCACGACUACUCGGGACACCCGCUUCUAGACCACUACACUCUGGGCUCUAAGACAAGGGUUCCUGAAUGCGAAUGUCAGGCUUGCACGAAUGAUGGACCACCAGUUGAUCACAUUCGCCGCCGCGCCUUUGAUGAUUACGACAACAUCAUGCUCAACCCCAAGGAUUUUCUGUCUCGCCAUCAGUACUUUCUGUGCUGGUCUCAUGUCUAUGCGUUCAUCCUCAAAGAUCGCUUGUGGGAUCUGCUGGACGUGGGCAGGUUGAGUCCACCAAAGAUCAACCCUAAUAUCAUCGAUACCCUGGUCAUGAAGCACGAGGGCAACAAAGACAUGGUCAAGGCAAUCUGUGACACUUUCAGUGCCGGCCAGGCGCAGAACCUUUAUUUCGCCGAUUCAAUACAGGGCAAGGGAGAAGGGCAGAUAUUGCUGCUGCAUGGCCCUCCCGGCACCGGAAAGACUCUGACCGCAGAAUCCGUCGCCGAAUAUACCGGUAGGCCACUGCUCAGCAUCACUGCCGCUGAUCUUGGGCAUGAGCCUAUCGAAUUGGAGAAGAAGCUUCUUCGGUUCUUCCGAGACGCAAACAAAUGGAACGCCAUCGUGCUCCUGGACGAAGCAGACGUGUAUCUCGAAAGGCGAUCAAGGCAAGAUCUGACAAGGAACAGCAUUGUCUCUGUCUUUCUGCGUGCUCUGGAUUACUUCCAAGGCAUACUAUUCCUAACGACCAAUCGUGUUGGGUCCUUCGACGAGGCCUUCAUGUCCCGGAUUCAUGUUCAGAUCGGAUACGACGCGCUAGACAAUGAGUCGCGGUUCCAGAUCUGGAAGAAUCACUUCAAGAAACUGGACCAUAACCAUGAAUUCGGUGGCCCCAGAAUCGGGUACGAGUCGAGUGCCGAGUCUUAUGUGAUGGUGUCUGAGCCGGUGCGGGAUCUGAAGUGGAACGGUCGAGAGAUCCGUAACGCUGUGCAAACUGCUGUUGCGCUGGCGUCAUUCGAAGCACGACAAAAAGGUCGGGAUGUGCCACGGAUCACCAAAAGCCACAUCGAACAGGUCGUGCACAUGUCGCAGAACUUCAAGAACUACAUGGAAGCUACCCUUCAGGCAGAAGAUUCGGCUGUGGCUCAUCAGGACAGACUUAGAGACGAUAGGACUAAGGCUGCGGGACCCUGA
Messenger RNA from Diplodia corticola, 2589 nucleotides. RefSeq names its product p-loop containing nucleoside triphosphate hydrolase. Bases 1 to 2589 code for a protein of 862 amino acids. Gene Ontology annotation, molecular function: ATP binding; ATP hydrolysis activity. The record is from RefSeq and is a predicted model, not a curated record. The transcript has 6 exons. Lineage: Eukaryota; Fungi; Ascomycota; Dothideomycetes; Botryosphaeriales; Botryosphaeriaceae.